GGGUCUGAGCAGUGAAGAGCUACUGUUACGGGAGCCUGGAGGCUAGAGCAAGAACUUGGACCCAAAAACAGAUGCAAGCACGGGAGCAAGCGGUUAAUGCUCUGAGAAGGUUUUUUGUUUUGUUAAAUAUACUUUUAAAGAAGCAGCCAUGAUCAGCCGCAACUUCAAGAAUGUGCUGGUGGUCUCAAUUGGGUUUCUGUCCCUGUUCACGGCUUAUGGAGGUCUGCAGAGUUUGCAGAGCAGUCUGAAUGCAGCGGAGGGGAUGGGCGUGGCCUCUCUGAGCGUCGUCUACGCCUCCAUCAUCAUCUCCUCCAUGUUUCUCCCCCCCAUCAUGAUCAAAAACCUGGGCUGUAAAUGGACCAUUGUGGUUAGCAUGGCCUGUUACGUGUCCUACUCGUUCGGAAACCUCUUCCCAGGAUGGUACACUCUCAUCCCCACCUCCGUGAUCCUGGGGUUGGGUGGCUCCCCUCUGUGGUCGGCUAAAUGCACCUACCUGACCAUAUCUGGGAACAUGCAGGCCGCCAAAGACAACAAAAAAGGCUCUGACGUGAUCAACUACUAUUUCGGCAUCUUCUUUUUCAUCUUUCAGUCUUCCGCUGUUUGGGGAAACCUGAUGUCUUCCCUCAUCUUUGGACAGGACACAGCUAUUGUUGACAUCCCACAGGAGCAGCUGGAAAGCUGUGGAGCAGCCGACUGCGGCCUUAAUGUCACUGCUUAUGGGAACACCACAAGGCCUGAGCAGAAACUGGUGUGGACGCUCGUCGGAAGCUACAUCGGCGUGGGUGUGCUGGCCAUCCUGAUCGUGGCCGUGUUUCUGGACAACAUCGACCGUGAGCAGGCCAGCGAGUUUCGUGGCAGCCAGCAGCCGUUUUGCCACACGUUCUUGGCAACAUUCAGGCUCCUGAAGGACUGGAGGCUGGUGACACUCAUCCCACUCACCAUGUACAGCGGCUUUGAACAGAGCUUCCUUUCAGGGGAGUACACCAAGAACUAUGUGACUUGUGCUUUGGGGAUCCAUUAUGUUGGUUUUGUAAUGAUGUGUUUUGGAGCUUCCAAUUCCCUUUGUUCAAUUCUCUUUGGGAGACUCGCCCAGCACACUGGAAGAGCUCCACUCUUUGCCCUGGCUGCACUGACGAACUUGAGCUGCAUCAUUGCUCUUUUGUACUGGAGGCCUCAUCGUGACCAGCUUGUUGUGUUUUUUGUGUUUCCUGCUCUGUGGGGUUUGUCAGAUGCUAUCUGGCAAACCCAGACUAAUGCUCUUUACGGCAUCCUCUUCCCGCGGGAAAAAGAGGCGGCGUUUGCAAACUACCGGAUGUGGGAGUCGUUGGGUUUUGUCAUCGCCUUCGCCUACAGCACGUUCUUAUGCUUGGAGUAUAAACUGUACAUCGUGCUGACUGUGCUGGUGGUCACCGCCAUCACUUACCCGAUAGUGGAGUACCAUGAACACAAGCAUCCAACGAAACCCAUUCAAGAAGGAGACUACCAAAAUCACAAAGAAGUCAUCAAAGCAAGUGACGACAUCGUCUGCCAGACACACUUGUAGAGACACAAAGUGCAGCAUGCCUCCUGUUGAAUGAAUGUCAUUGUAAACGCAUGAUGUGAUUGUAGAGGUGCAGUAAGCAAUAAGCCCACGUCUGUUGAACUUUACCAGACAUUGACUUUGCUCUUUUCUUCCUUGUGGUAAAGCAACACAAACUGUAAUGUCUUGCUUUUUUUUUUUUUAAAUAACAUUAUUUUUUUUAAUAAGGCCAGCUUUGUAGCUUCUGUUUGAAACAUUUUGUUUGGUUGGCACUGUACUGUUGUCAUCAUUCACGUGCUUCAGUCUUCAGUAUCUAUGUCGGCUAAAUGUUGAGCAAUGUGUGCGUGCAAUCUUAUCCACUUUAUUUUACUGCCUUUUUCUAUUAUCAUUUACGGCUGCUGUGUGACCAGGAUGUGACCAGUGAUCGCACACAGAGCAGAAUCAUUUCCUGUUUUCGUAAGCUAUUCUACUAUAUACCGCGAUUAAGUGAAAUCAUACCUGUGAGAUGUUUGAAAAAUACCAGAUUAAAUUGUUAUUUUAACAGUUGCCAAUGUUGUAAAGUUCAUAUAACUUUGUAGACGUUAAGGAAGAAAUAGGACAGAAAGAUGUUGCCACACAAACAGCAUUCAACACAACACUCACUGAUUCAUUAGAGUGAGCUGGACGAAAUGGUCAACGACCACUGUCAGCCCCUGAGG
Molecule: messenger RNA, 2217 nt
Organism: Pundamilia nyererei
Lineage: Eukaryota; Metazoa; Chordata; Actinopteri; Cichliformes; Cichlidae
Gene: unc93a
Product: unc-93 homolog A
Exons: 9
Coding region: 149-1543 (464 amino acids)
Source: RefSeq, a predicted model, not a curated record